Messenger RNA from Rotaria sp. Silwood2, 369 nucleotides. NCBI's taxonomy places the organism in Eukaryota, Metazoa, Rotifera, Eurotatoria, Philodinida, Philodinidae. The record is from the annotation of a GenBank genome assembly.
AUGCUUCUUGGGGGUGCACCAGCCGGACCGGCAGGUACUGGAAAAACAGAAUCAAUUAAAGAUCUUGCUAAAGCUAUGGGUCUUCUUUGUGUUGUUACUAAUUGUGGUGAAGGUUUAAGAAGUUUUAAAUCUGUUUCAUCAAUGACAGGAUAUUUAAAACGAACAUCAAUGAAUAUACCAAAAUUUAUUUAUGAUGAUGUUAAUUUAUUUCUUACAUUAUUAAAUGAUUUAUUUUCAAACAUUCAUUGUCCAGAAAUAUCAUAUAAAAAUUUUAAUCUAAUUAUUAAAGAAAUAUUAAUCAAACCACAAUAUAUUUUAGUUUCAGAACAAUUGGUCCAACAAGGUAAAAGAAUUUCUUAUCAUUAUUAA